CAGAAAGGAAGGGAUAAAGAGAAAGAGAGAGAGAGAAGAACCUGCCCUGCAGCUGAUAACCUGUCAACUUGCAUCAGAAUCCUGUGUUCGUGUACUGACAUCGCCUUCCAGACAUCCCAGAUUCAGGACAGGCGCACUUCUCUGCUGAGGCUGUUCCUUGGCAAUAUACCACAGACAUGACAUCAUUCCCAUUGUUGUUGUUCCUGGCUGCUCUGUUGCCCCUAUCCCUUCUUCAAUAUACCUAUGAGAAACUAGUCUUUGAGGAUUUGUCAACCACUAAACCGUCAGUUAGAGAUGAUAUUGUAUUGUCACACCUUGAAAUGAGAUUUCACUUACCUGGUAGUGACAUACUGAAGAUGGUGAGGACUCACAGCUGGACACUGCAUCUGGAGAGCUAUGUUUGGAGCCUGCAGAUAACACUUGGCUUCUCCUGUGUGAUUCAGAUGUGGAACGAUGAGGCCCAAGUAAAUGCACAGGCCUAUGCAAACAAGUGCUCUUAUCAACAUAGUUCUCAGGAAUCCAGAAAAAUCGAAAACUUAAGAUGUGGUGAAAAUAUCUUCAUGGCAUCUUACCCAGCAUCAUGGUCUGAGGCUAUCCAAAGCUGGUAUGAUGAAUCCAAAAAUUUUAAGUUUGGUUCAGGGCCAACAACACCGGGUGCGGCAGUUGGACAUUAUACUCAGCUAGUUUGGAAUUCUUCUCACCAACUUGGAUGUGGAGUCGCGGAGUGCCCUGACAACCCAUUGAAAUACUUCUAUGUUUGUCACUAUUGUCCUCCUGGUAAUUUGCUGAACAGGCUAUACACCCCAUACACAGUAGGAGACCGAUGUGGCAGUUGUCCUAAUGACUGUGACGAAGGAAUGUGCACAAACAGGUGUUACUAUGAAGAUAACUAUUCUAACUGUCCAUCUUUGAAAGCAUCGGUAACCUGUCACCAUCCGCUGACUGUUGAAAACUGCAAAGCUACAUGCUUCUGUGAAGGCAAAAUUCAUUAAAUUUCUAGUGCACGAGACCAGGGCCAUGUGCAGGAAAACCUCCUCCCCACCUUAGUCUUCUCACAGUUCACCAGGAAAUUCUAGGUAUAAUACACUCAAAUGAUUCCAAACAGUAAAGAUUCAUUUUUUCUAUAUCAUCUCAUUUAGCAGAAAUAAUCCAUAACCAAAUAUUUUAAAAUAACAAAAUCAGUAACACCUUUGGGACUUGACCUCUGAAUUCUGUGAUGAAUUUAAGCAAUUCACUCAAACCCAAGAUCAUAUGUAGUUUGUCUGUAUGACUAAGGUCACUAAAACUCUGUCUUGGGAGCAAUAAUCACGUUCCCAGAACACAAUGAAGUAAAGAAACAGCAUAUACUUCCACUGUAGCUUUUAGUCCUCUUUCCUAGCACUACCUAGCUAACUAUCUCCAAAAACAAAUGUGAAUUAGCUCUCUUUGAUUUCUUCUCAGUAUUUACUCCUCUUCACAUUCCCCAGAACUAGAAUUUCAAAUUCUGAACUUAAAUUUGCCUUUAAUUGUUAGGUAUUUCAUGUACCCUUUCAAAAUGUAAGUUCAUGAACAGAAUUUGCUUUUUCAAAUGACUCCAUUGACCUUGGUUUCUUUUUAAAAAUUAAAUAAAUCUCAAUAUUUGCA
Molecule: messenger RNA, 1623 nt
Organism: Microtus oregoni (creeping vole)
Lineage: Eukaryota; Metazoa; Chordata; Mammalia; Rodentia; Cricetidae
Product: cysteine-rich secretory protein 1-like
Exons: 8
Coding region: 177-992 (271 amino acids)
Cellular component (GO): extracellular region
Source: RefSeq, a predicted model, not a curated record